CCCCCCGCCCCGCUCGCACACGCGCAGCCGGGAGGCGCUCGGCGGUACCGGCGGAGGGGGAGCGGGAGCCGCCGCCCGCCCGCCGCCAACCCCUGCCUCGGGGGCGGCUGCCCCGGCGGAGCCUCCAUCUGCAGCCCGGCGGCGGGAGCGGGAACAUGGCGGACCUGGAGGCGGUGCUGGCCGAUGUCAGCUACCUGAUGGCGAUGGAGAAGAGCAAGAGCACCCCGGCGGCCAGGGCCAGCAAGAAGAUCACCCUGCCCGAGCCCAGUAUCCGCAGUGUUAUGCAGAAAUACCUUGAGGAAAGGGGUGAAUUAACCUUUGGCAAGAUGUUUCAUCAGAAAAUUGGAUUUUUGCUGUUUAAAGACUAUUGCUUGAAUGAGAUUGAUGAAGCUGUCCCUCAACUGAAGUUUUAUGAAGAGAUAAAAGAAUACGAGAAACUGGAUUCUGAGGAAGAGCGCCUGGCCCGGAGUCGGCAGAUCUAUGACACGUACAUCAUGAAGGAGCUCCUGUCCUGUUCCCAUCCGUUCUCAAAGCAAGCUGUAGAUCACGUACAAAUGCAUUUAGCCAAGAAACAAGUGCCAGCCAGCCUUUUCCAGCCAUAUAUAGAAGAAAUUUGUGAUAGUCUCCGAGGAAAAAUAUUUCAGAAAUUUAUGGAAAGUGACAAGUUUACUAGAUUCUGUCAAUGGAAAAACGUAGAACUAAAUAUUCAUCUGACCAUGAAUGAUUUUAGUGUACAUAGAAUAAUAGGAAGAGGGGGAUUUGGUGAAGUGUAUGGUUGCAGAAAAGCAGACACUGGAAAAAUGUAUGCAAUGAAAUGUUUAGAUAAGAAGAGAAUCAAGAUGAAGCAAGGAGAAACGUUAGCCUUAAAUGAAAGAAUUAUGCUGUCUCUUGUCAGUACAGGAGACUGUCCUUUUAUAGUGUGUAUGACCUAUGCCUUCCACACCCCUGACAAACUCUGUUUCAUUCUGGACCUGAUGAAUGGAGGAGAUUUGCACUACCACCUCUCCCAGCACGGAGUCUUUUCUGAAAAAGAGAUGAGGUUUUAUGCUACUGAAAUCAUCCUGGGCUUAGAACACAUGCACAAUCGCUUCGUUGUAUACAGAGACCUCAAGCCUGCAAACAUCUUGUUGGAUGAACACGGGCACGUGAGGAUAUCAGACCUUGGGCUGGCUUGUGACUUCUCCAAAAAGAAGCCCCAUGCCAGUGUAGGUACCCACGGCUACAUGGCUCCCGAGGUGCUCCAGAAGGGAACCGCGUACGAUAGCAGCGCAGACUGGUUCUCAUUGGGCUGCAUGCUUUUCAAACUCCUGAGGGGUCACAGUCCUUUCAGACAGCACAAAACCAAAGAUAAGCAUGAGAUCGACCGGAUGACGCUCACCGUGAAUGUGGAGCUCCCGGAUUCAUUUUCUCCUGAACUGAAGUCCCUUUUGGAAGGGCUCCUGCAGCGGGAUGUUAGCAAGAGGCUGGGGUGCCAAGGAAGAAGUGCACAAGAAGUAAAAGAACAUGCGUUCUUCAAGGGCAUUGAUUGGCAGCAAGUCUAUUUACAAAAGUAUCCUCCACCAUUGAUUCCUCCCCGGGGAGAAGUAAAUGCAGCGGAUGCUUUUGAUAUUGGGUCAUUUGAUGAAGAGGACACUAAGGGCAUUAAGUUGCUUGAUAGUGACCAGGAAUUAUAUAAGAACUUCCCUCUGGUAAUAUCGGAGCGUUGGCAGCAAGAAGUAGCAGAAACUGUUUAUGAUGCAGUAAAUGCAGACACAGAUAAAAUUGAGGCCAGAAAAAGGGCUAAAAAUAAGCAACUUGGCCACGAGGAAGAUUAUGCCCUGGGGAAGGACUGUAUCAUGCAUGGAUACAUGCUGAAACUGGGGAACCCCUUCUUGACUCAGUGGCAACGUCGUUACUUUUACCUCUUCCCAAACCGACUUGAAUGGCGAGGAGAAGGCGAGUCACGGCAAAGCCUUCUGACAAUGGAACAAAUAGUGUCUGUUGAAGAAACACAGAUUAAAGAUAAGAAAUGCAUCUUACUGAGGAUUAAAGGAGGGAAACAGUUUGUCCUGCAGUGUGAGAGUGACCCAGAAUUUGUUCAGUGGAAAAAGGAGCUGACAGAAGCUUUUACUGAGGCACAGAGGUUGCUGCGCCGGGCUCCCAAGUUUCUCAAUAAAUCUCGCUCCACAGUUGUAGAGCUUUCCAAACCACCGCUCAGCCACAGGAAUAGCAAUGGUCUGUAGGAGGAACAGCAACCCAGGUUCACUUAGGGCAAGCUGCUUCGUGAACAUGCCGAGUUUCACAGAAUCCUUACGAAUUACUUUGUGCAAUCCUGCCCGCGGGAUGUGCUUAGAAGAGGAAGAACUUGAUGUUUACAGCGUGGGAUAUGUCAGAACUCUGUGUCUGGAGGUUGGGAGGACUGGAACCGUGGCAAGUGAAUUCAUGCUCCUGGCAGCGGUGGAAGUUGCCGAGCGUAGAGGCUGCAUGUUGCUCCCGUGCAUUCCCCACCCUGGCGGUGUCGGAGCCGUGGUCCGUUGCCUGGAACUACUGAUGGAAGGAAGAUCCUGUUCUCUCUGCAAUACUCUCCAAGCCUGGAGACUGGGCUGGUGACUGCUGGCUGGGAGCACAGGUCUGUGCGGGACCGACGAGCCCCUCGGCUGCAGGAGGAGCUGCAGACUUGCUGUGUUGGAUAACCUUCAGUCUGUCGUGUUGCCAUGUUCUUUCCGACCAUUACUGCUGACUUUGUAAUAACCUUUCUCCAUACUGCUGAUGAUCAACAGUGUGACUCUUAUGCACUUCCAAGUACUGAAUUCUAACUGUCCUGUGGUUUAAAUGUUAUUGCUACUUCAUGGAAGCAUUGAACUCAAAUUAUUCACUUGGUUUGUUGUACUCACUAAUAGUAGCUACCACCGUUUUGCUUCUUCUACGUAUAUGCAGUACUAUAACUGACACCAUAGAGUAAUAAUUGGUGAAGAGGAAUUUAUGGUAGCUUCAUCUAGUGCUCUGUUGUAUAAAUUUGACUAUUUUAGCACAGUUUUUAAAGAGCAGAUUCCUUUUGACAAGUUUACAGUGAACAUAAAGACAGUUCUUUUCCAUUUCAGGUCAACUGCACUUUUUAAAGAUUAAACAGAAGUUACUCAAAUCCAA
Neopsephotus bourkii (Bourke's parrot) is the source of this 3126-nucleotide messenger RNA. It is a transcript of the gene GRK3, whose product is annotated as G protein-coupled receptor kinase 3. The record is from RefSeq and is a predicted model, not a curated record. NCBI's taxonomy places the organism in Eukaryota, Metazoa, Chordata, Aves, Psittaciformes, Psittacidae. Gene Ontology annotation, molecular function: G protein-coupled receptor kinase activity; ATP binding; G protein-coupled receptor binding. The transcript is spliced from 21 exons. The coding region runs from base 156 to 2222 and encodes 688 amino acids. Gene Ontology annotation, biological process: protein phosphorylation; G protein-coupled receptor signaling pathway; regulation of signal transduction.